Molecule: messenger RNA, 1058 nt
Organism: Aphanomyces astaci
Lineage: Eukaryota; Oomycota; Saprolegniomycetes; Saprolegniales; Verrucalvaceae
Exons: 3
Coding region: 369-1028 (219 amino acids)
Source: RefSeq, a predicted model, not a curated record
GCUGCUUGCAAAGUGGAAACGUGUCAUGGAGAGGGGCAAGCGAGCCUCAACAUCACGGCCCGAGCGUUUGGCCAUGCUGGAGUUUCUGCGCAUACCCGACAACUUCAAUCUAUUGACAGGGCAGGCAACAAAAGGUAAUGAUAUGAGAGGAGGGCAGAAGCUGACACGAGCGCAUGGACAUGCGCGGCUGGCGGAGUACGUCAACGAAGUCCUUCGAGACACUGUGGGCCCUUGGACAACUCAGGACGCUCGAUCCAGGUAUAAUGCCUACGUCAAGUCAUAUCGACGUGCAGUUCAUUGGGGUGGGCCGAACAAGAGUGGCCGAGGAUUGACCGACAUAGACUUCAAAAAAAGUGAAUAAAUUGUAAAUGUAUUCGGCUUACGUGUUUGUAGAUAUCUUUACGAUCGAAAGCAAGUUGGACGCCAUUUGCCCAUUGCAAAACGAGAUGGAUGCUCUGUUUGGGGAGCGCCAAAACUUUCGACCGUCGUACAUUUUGGAAACAAGUAGUGACCAAGAGGAGGAAAGCAGGCAUGCAGAUUAUUCUUCCGUCGACCUUGGCAGCGAUGACGAAGACGCCAACCACGACCCGCAUGAUGCCGCGGACGACCCUGACACCGAGACCUACUGGGCCAGAAACGACGCUGACGAUCCCGGUCGCGCCCCGGCCGACGACAACGAUCCUGGUCGCGCCCCGGCCGACGACGACGACCCCGGUCACGCCCAGGCACAGCCAUCAAAGAGCAGGUCAAAAGCAGUCCUUCCGCGCAAGUUUCCAACGGCAGAAAAGCGGCUGACCCCCCGCAAGGAUUUCUCGGCAAUCUACAUGGACGUACAGAGUCAGGCGACCCAGCUGGAACGCGAGAAGUUUGAGUACAUGAAGGCGAACGACAAGGACGCACGUUCAACGGCAGCUGCUCUCAACAUACGGCAAGCGAGGGCGUCGCUUGUAGAAAAGCUAGUGGCAUCAGGUGUAGUGGACCCGGAAACAAUUCGCGAAUUAGUUUCAAUUGCAUUUGAGCAAGAUUAAACAAAUAGAUGUCAUGAACGUUUUGUACAA